Sordaria macrospora k-hell is the source of this 1908-nucleotide messenger RNA. RefSeq lists its product as uncharacterized. The record is from RefSeq and is a predicted model, not a curated record. Lineage: Eukaryota; Fungi; Ascomycota; Sordariomycetes; Sordariales; Sordariaceae.
AUGGCCGAAAUAUUCGAAACCGGAAGUGCUGUGCUGGGUGUUGCAGCGGCCGCAUUCAACCUCUUCAAACUCAUAGUCGAAACUGCCGACGCCGCAAGGACGAUACGCAGUCAGCUCCACAAUGACGCUUUGCCCUUCCGAUCCUUCCGUGACUUGAUCCAUACAGCCGAAUACUCUAUCAAAUAUCGACUUCCGGCGGCUGGAGCGGAACUUGUCGGCUAUAUGCAUGAUCGUAAGAUCUUUCGGUGCAUAGAGGACGAUGCGAAAGCUUUGGAUGGUGAUAUCCUUGUGCAGAUGAAGAAGAUACAACUGUUGCAGCAAAAACACGCCAACAAGAACAGCAGCUAUCCCGCUCGGUUCUAUGCUGCAUGGAAAUGGGAGAAAAUCAGAAAACCCAAGCUGGAGGCCCUCCAUCCACGAAUGGAGCAGCUGAAGUCAACUAUUCAGUUGGUCUUGGCAAUCAUCCAGCUCGAGAUCAUGGCCCGCAAUGGAGAAGCCUCUAAAUCUCGUUCUCAGUCCCGUUCUGAGUCGCGUCGAAAGAAAGAAGAGAUAGACGCGCUGAGACAGCUUAUCAAAAACCACAUCGAAACCAUUGAGCAACUGCGGAAGGAAUUUCCUUCACGUACUCAGCCCAGGAGGAAGAAUGCCGAUGCAACGACGGAGAUAUGCUACCUUGCAAGCUGUGUACGCAACACGGGCAAAGCUCCUCCAAAGGGCUUGCCACCCCCUCCUUUGUCUGCCUCUAUCGAGGCUCUUACGGUCAGACCCAACUUUGGAACUUGGCCUAAGGGAGAAUUAUCACCCUCAACUUGCCCAAUGUGCUACCAAAGCACUGAAACUCUUGAAAAAGCCAUGUCCAGGUCACAGCUUGCUCCCGGAGAGAUGACGUCCCCGCCGCGGAUUACUCCCGGGGAAGCCAUGUCAUUGUCGAAGGAAGGCUCCAGACAGACACAGAGGCGACAUAGGUCCAGGAGGCCAUCUGGUAACUCAGGGACAUCCCAGUUUGGGGAAACUGUGCGAGAGCCUGGGCUGAGUAUUAGACCGGAGGCUUACCGGCCGCGAACCCCAAGACUGCAACAAGACACUCAGUCCGGACCAGCACCGGAUACGCCCCCAUAUACCGGCGGCACUGUGCCGGAACUGGAGCCCACCAAACCCGGCAUUAUCAUCGAGCCUGCCACACCUGCCCCGGGAGUAAAUCCUCUCUCAGCACAGCAAUCGGACGUACAGCCCAAGCCGAAGGAUGAACUGUACCUAGGGACAAACUCAAACUCCGGCCCAGAUCACCCACAUUCUCGAUCCCCAUCACCCAACACCCACAACAUUCCCAUAAUUGAUGGACCAGUGCCUCCGAAGUCUCGGAGCCCUUCACCUUAUUCAGCAUCGGAUAAUGACCUUGCGCCGGUACCAAGCCGAUCCGGCGAAACGCUCAGAGCCCCCAUACCAUGGAUAACUCUCUCAAGGUGCCCAACCGCCGAACGUCCUCCUCCCAUGAUCCUACCCGUCGAGAUUCUCGACUACCGGAAGCAAUGGCGCAGCCUACCAGUACGCCUAGACACUUCUUUGUACAUCGCCAACCUGCACGAUAAACGUGGUAAAGGGAGAGAGAUUCACUACUACGGAAUCAUCUCGCUGCGUACGCUGAUCGAUGAGCUGAUGUGGCCCGAAGAGACGCUGUUGGAGGAUCCGAAGUUCGUAAGGAUUCCUGAUGGGACGAGUUUCAAAUGGGAUUCGAAAUGCCAUGAAGGGAUUGGCAGAGUGACGCUGACUUGGAAAGUUAAUCGGUCGGAUGAUGAGUGGGAGAUUGGGGUCAUCCCAAAGAUGACGAGGGAAUGCAUUGUUUCGAGAGAAGAUCCAUGUGAGCAGGGUAUUGUGUUGAAAACAAUGCCGGCGGCUCAGAAUGUCUAG